This is a messenger RNA of Oncorhynchus kisutch (coho salmon), 1938 nucleotides long. RefSeq names its product ribonuclease P/MRP 14 subunit (gene rpp14). Gene Ontology annotation, cellular component: multimeric ribonuclease P complex; nucleolus. Lineage: Eukaryota; Metazoa; Chordata; Actinopteri; Salmoniformes; Salmonidae. The record is from RefSeq and is a predicted model, not a curated record. The coding region runs from base 182 to 571 and encodes 129 amino acids. Gene Ontology annotation, biological process: tRNA 5'-leader removal. The transcript has 6 exons. Gene Ontology annotation, molecular function: ribonuclease P RNA binding.
GUACAUGUUCUGCGCAUGCGUAGCUUCAGGACAAGCACGUUUUGUCAGUCACGUUGGGUCAAGCACUUAUCAACAGGCAAGUUUAUUAUUACAGACUUUUAUAAAAAAUAAAAAAGGUUAAAGUGGAUUCAGCAGCAACACGUUGACGCAGUUGGACACCCGACGCUUGUAGCCAAAUAGAAUGCGGCGCGCAGACAUACAGGACGAACCUGCGACUUAUGAGCGACUUGUGUACAAAAACACAUCCGUUUACCACUAUAUGAGGAUCUCCCUAGUGUUGGAGAAUGAAAGCACCAGACUCAGUGCAGCCCAACUGAAGCAGCUCAUCGUCUCUGGCCUCAGGGACCUGUAUGGAGAGGUUGGAGGUGCCUUCCCUUUUGAUCUGUUGACGUUUGAUGAGAGCACACUAACAGGUGUGCUCCGUGUGUACAACAGUGGUCUGGUGAAGUUGUGGAGUGCCCUGACACUGUUGGGAUUCUAUCAAAAUGAACUGUGCUUUUUCAGAGUUACUCAGGUAUCACCUUUCCUGUUAACUCUGUCUGGGAAUAGUCGUGAGCUGGAGCUGGACUGAGCAAAGCUGUUGGUUCUUGAAUCAACACAGUGACCCAUAACACUGUGAAGACAAAACAAUACCUAGAAUGAACUUCAUUUUCAGAAAUGUCUUUAGUAAACAACAUUUGUGCUCUAAUUUCAACUAUGCAGCUCUUAACUGCAUUCAAAGGGCCAGGGGCCCCCUGCCGUUGGUUACAUUACCCCAGCCACGUCACCUCCAUGUCGGGGAGCGGGCCUCUCUCACCAAGGCCUUCAGCGCCAGGGACGUGGCGGUCUUCGCCGAGCUCACCGGGGACGUAAACCCCAUUCACCUGGACCCGACCUAUGCCAAGACCACGUCGUUCGAGACGCCCAUCGUCCACGGCGUGCUGAUAAACGGACUGAUCUCGGCCAUUCUGGGGACCAAGAUGCCAGGGAGCGGCUGUAUCUUCCUGUACCAGGAAAUCAGGUUCCCGGCGCCUCUGUACAUCGGGGAGGAGGUUCUGGCUGAAGCCGAGGUGAAGAAGAUCAAGAUGUCCUUCGCCUUCAUCGCAGUGACCUGCUCCGUCAAAGAUAAAGUGGUCAUGGAGGGGGAGGUCAUGAUCAUGAUGCCAGAGGAUCAGCAACCAAGGGUGCGAUGAGGAUGAUGAUGAUGACAGUUGGAGGGAAUAUUGUAGCCUCAAAUCCAGUCCGUUUGUGCUAACAUUCCACCCCUUCUCUGUUUGGCAUAACAAGGAGUAGAAUGUUAGCACAAACGGACUGGAUUUGAGACUACAAUAUAUCCACCAACUAGCUUCAAAUCCAGUCUGUUUGUGCUAACAUUCUACUCCUUGUUAUGCCAAACAGAGAAGGGGUGGAAUGUUAGCACAAACGGACUGGAUUUGAAGCUAGUUGGUGGAUAUAUUGUAGUCUCUCUUGACAUGACAAACUUGAGCUAACGUGCGAUUUGGUUCUGGCGGCAGGGAUUUAAAAUAUGUACUGCAAACCUGUACUUUUGUUUACCUGGCUUUUUGGAGAUCCUUUUAUGUUUGUAUGGCUUGAGUACCUGUGUGAUAGACAAUCUAUCCGUCUCACACCCCUCUAGGAACAGCUCAGAGGUUAGUGUCUGUUGUGGGACUACCUCCGAAGCAUCUUCUGACAAAUGCCUGCUAAAUCAGUGGCACUGGAAUGAUCCUUGUUUUGCUCAUAAUUUUCAAAUAAGUGUUACAUGGUCUUGUGCUCUUGUAUUACAAAUAAUUGCGUACAAUGUUCUUAGGUUAAAUGAUGAUUUAUUGAAUUUGAGGCAACUUUUGUUUGAUCAAAGAUCCUUCUUAGCUGUUUUGUAAAUAAAUGACAUAAUAAAGACCUAGGUCAAUGUAUAUAGGCACAUCUGAAUUACAAAUAAAUGUAAUCUAAGCAUUUAAGGUU